This is a messenger RNA of Culicoides brevitarsis, 990 nucleotides long. Its product is annotated as odorant receptor 4-like. Gene Ontology annotation, molecular function: olfactory receptor activity; odorant binding. Gene Ontology annotation, biological process: sensory perception of smell; detection of chemical stimulus involved in sensory perception of smell. The record is from RefSeq and is a predicted model, not a curated record. Lineage: Eukaryota; Metazoa; Arthropoda; Insecta; Diptera; Ceratopogonidae. The coding region runs from base 1 to 990 and encodes 329 amino acids. Gene Ontology annotation, cellular component: plasma membrane. The transcript has 4 exons.
AUGUUUACAAUUGCUCACGAUUUUGCCACAUGGGUGAAGUUGUUGAAUUUUUACUGGUAUCGCCGUCGCAUUCUGCACUACAUUGUCCAGCUGGAGGAGCAUACGCGCUACACGCCAAACUACAUUCGGCAUGCAGCCAUAACGAUUGCAGAAAAAUCAAUAAAUCAAGGUGCCUCAAUAUCGAUGAAAUACAUCAAAAUACGGGGCUACAUAACGUUGAGCUAUGCUAUUGUGGGCGUCUUGAAAAAUGAAUUAGCUUAUCCCUUUUGGUAUCCCUUCAGUACGGAGCCUUUUGCCUUUUUUCUCGUUGCCUCCAUGCAACAGCUGGUUUGUACUGGCAUGGCCAUCACCAUUCAAAUCCUGCUAGAUGCCCUUUUCUUCUCCUACAACAUCAUCUUGAACGGCCACUUGGAUACCUUGUCGUAUGCCUUGAUUAAUUUACUCGAGGACACAAACAAUGACUCACGGACAAUGCACAAGAGAAUCAAAGAGUGUGUCAUUUAUCAUCGGAAUUGUGUCGAGUUAGCAAAUGCCUUACAAGAUCAUUGGUCAAUACAUCUACUUAUGCAUGGCUUGGGGAACACGGGCACCAUUUGUACCAUGCUUUACAUCAUUCCGCAAGGUCAAACGGCAAAUUUAGCUAUUCAUGGUGCUGCAGUCAUCUCGUUACUCGUGACAGAACUCUUCAUCAUGUGUUACUACACGAACGAGUUGACUUUGAAAAGUGAAGCGUUGCUCGAUGCCUCCUACACCACUAACUGGUACGAGACUCCGCUCCAAUUCCAGCUGUCCUUCAGGAUUCUCCGAGAACGUCUUUCGAAACCCAUAAAAUUAGUUUCUGGCAAGAUAUUCGACAUAAAAUUGGAAAACUUUCGUACGGUACCUCAAUGGGCAUCCAGUACGCAUGAAGAAGAAAAAUCAUUGUCCGAGAAAACUGUCUCCAGUAGUUUCGAGAUGCGUAUCAAAAUGGAGCACGAACACGAUAAUUAG